Molecule: messenger RNA, 1469 nt
Organism: Vanessa tameamea
Lineage: Eukaryota; Metazoa; Arthropoda; Insecta; Lepidoptera; Nymphalidae
Exons: 6
Coding region: 111-944 (277 amino acids)
Cellular component (GO): nucleus
Source: RefSeq, a predicted model, not a curated record
AUAUAACUAAGUGUACUGUGUACUUAACCAAAAAAUCACACAUUGUAAAUAACAAAGUCUGUGUACAUAAUAUUAUAAAUUAAAAUCAAAAUAUCGAAUGAUCAGUUAAAAUGGGUCGUAAAAUACCCGCUAAAAAACAUCGUGGUGUCAAAGAUCCUUUAGUACAACAAGCAAAGCGCUUACAAAGUCUUAAGGGUAAAAUAAAUGCGCCACCUAAGGAUCCAGACGAACAACCUAUCCCAAAAUCUGUAACGCAGCUCUUUGCCUUUCAAAAUAAAGAACAGAAUAAAAAGAAGAAAAAUAAGAAAAUAUCAUUAAAAGAUGAUGGGAGAGUUUCCAAAGCUGGUAAAAACCCCAUAGCCCGUUUGAAGAAGUUACCAGGAGAGUCUGGUCGUGACUUCUCGCUACGUAUCAAUAGCACUAUGAGAGCCCUGCAUGAUCCCAUGGAACAACUUGAUUAUCCACAAGAUGUAGAAGCAGAUGAUAUGAAGGGAGAACGUAUGGCGGCACUACGUGAGCGGCGCCAACGUAAACACAAAGCUGCCAUGAAAAAGGAUCCUUCUCUUAAAGAUGAACCAAAGAUGACCCGGACACAGAAACAAAAUUUAAAGAAGCAAGCCAAGAAUAUAAAAAUUGCUGAGGAGACGGCGCGGCCGGACGUGCAGUACGAGCGCGUGCAGUUCGGCGACCUGGCGCACGCGCCGCCCGCGCUCAGCGCGCCGCGCCGCGCGCCGCCGCCCGACCGGGCGGGACGGCGCGACCUGCUGCUGACGUCGAUGCUGGCGGGCGGCGCGGGCGGCGCGGCGGGCGCGGCCGAGCUGGCGCGCCGCGAGCGCGUGCGCGUGGACGUGGUGGCGGCGUACCGCGCGCUCAAGAAGCAGCGCCGCCUGGAGGAGGCCGCCGGCCGGAAGACGAGUCGACCCGACCGAGCGAGACGGACGUGACACUCGUAUAAAUAAUACUUCACAGGGCUACUCGGAAGCUCUGUAGCUUCCGAGUAGUGCACAAAACUUAUGUAUGUCUGUUCAGGGUUAUCAAAAUACAGGGGAUUACAAUUUUUUUUUAAUAUCUGUGUUUCUUCCGAAACCUCAACGUGAGUCGUGAUCCCUACAUCUUCGAAAACUGACCGUACUCUGUCAGUUUUCUACUGAAAAACCGGUUUUUGUCAACGGCCAACGUGUAUAUCUCUCCUGAAAACAUUUAUACACAGUUGUAUAAAGAUUUUUUUAAUAGUAUGAUUAUUUUUUUAAUUUGCAAAGAUUUAACAACUGUGCCUUAUCAACUUAAUUGCUAGAUUUAUAUGUUUUUUAUUUUACUCAUUAUACUGUAUUUUUUUUCUGUAAAGCUUUGUCUCUAUGAAGUAACUCGGGUGCAGUACUGUCUAAGUGAAAAGUUGUGAUGUUAUCGAAUGUUAUUGUUGACAAUGUACAUAAUAUUGUAAGUUUUUUGAAUAAAUGAUUAAAACAUUA